GUAUACAAUCGGUACUAUAAAAGUCAUUGAAGAAAUCUGAAGGGUAAUCAGUUCAUUUGUUGAACUACUGCGAUACAUGAGAGGUAUCAUGAAGCCCUUGCUAACCCUAGCACUCUUAGUCCUUGCGGCAGUGGCUGUCACAGCUGGGUCGAAGGAGAAGAAAGCAGCAGAAGAAACCACAGACAAGAAACAAACCAAGCGAGGAUUACUCAGCUUAGGCUACGGCUACGGAGGAGACUACGACAACGGAUACCACGUUGGCCAAGGAGGAAUAGGCUUGGAAGGUGGCUACUCCCUAGGAUACGGAGCAAUCGACCUAGGCCACUCCACUAACGUCGAAAAAACCAUAACCCUAUUGAAGGGCGUACCUGUUCCUUACCCAGUCGACAGACACAUCCCUUACCCAGUCACCAAGCACGUACCUUACCCUGUCAAGGUUCUGGUACCCCAGCCUUACCCAGUCGAGAAACCAGUGCACUACCCAGUGAGAGUACCAGUCAAGGUACCAUACCCAGUACCCCAACCCUACCCAGUCGAGAAAAUAGUCCACGUACCCGUCAAAGUACAUGUCGACAGACCUUACCCAGUCAAGGUUCUAGUACCCCAGCCUUACCCGGUCGAAAAGCACAUCCCUUACCCUGUCAAAGUACCAGUCCCACAACCCUACCCCGUAGAAAAACGAGUACCUGUCCCCGUUAAAGUACCAGUUCAUAUCCCCCAGCCUUACCCAGUGUACAAGCAAGUGCCUUACCCAGUAAAGGUACCCGUAGACAGGCCUUACCCUGUUCACGUACCCCAGCCGUACCCAGUGCAUGUCGUCAAGAAAGUACCUUACCCGGUCGACAGACCAGUACCUUACCCAGUUAAAGUAGCCGUGGAUAGGCCAGUGCCUUACCCGGUGGAGAAAGCAGUACCUGUGCCUGUCAAGGUGCCUUACCCGGCUCCUUACCCGGUAGAAAAGGCAGUACCUUACCCUGUUGAAAGACCAGUACCUUACCCGGUCAAAGUGGCCGUUGACAGACCAGUGCCCUAUCCAGUGGUGAAGCCAGUACCUGUGACUGUGGAAAGGCCAGUACCUUACCCGGUUAAGGUACCAGUGGCGGUACCUGUACACGGGCAUGAUGGUGGUUAUGAUGGUGGAUAUGGGGGUGGAUAUGGGGGUGGAUAUGGGGGUGGAUAUGGGGGUGGAUAUGAAGGGGAACAUGGUGGAUACGACGGCGGAUAUGACAGUGGUUCCGAUUAUGGCCAUAAAUGAGCGAGUUUUCCUUCACACUGUGUGUGUUCUUUGAUAGCUAACAUAUCUCUUGUAAACUAUUUAUAUUUUUCCCAUGUUAUCUGUUCUCAAUAAAUUCUGUUAUAUUUUUUAUAAUUA
This is a messenger RNA of Phaedon cochleariae (mustard beetle), 1372 nucleotides long. The record is from the annotation of a GenBank genome assembly. NCBI's taxonomy places the organism in Eukaryota, Metazoa, Arthropoda, Insecta, Coleoptera, Chrysomelidae.